Molecule: messenger RNA, 2650 nt
Organism: Triticum aestivum (bread wheat)
Lineage: Eukaryota; Viridiplantae; Streptophyta; Magnoliopsida; Poales; Poaceae
Exons: 2
Coding region: 1410-1991 (193 amino acids)
Source: RefSeq, a predicted model, not a curated record
ACCCCGGCGUCUGCAUCUUGAGAUGAACCCAGCCAAAUUUUAUUAAGGUUGUAGUAUCAAGCUCCAGUUCUGAAGUACAAAAAAACAAGCCACAACCGGCAAAAAUAGGAAUAUAUGCCUACACAUAGCCUACUAUUGAACCGUCACCCAAACCGGUUGUACGUAUCCCUUGCUACCAUCUUCCAUUGGUUGCACUGUGUAUUAAUCCAUUGACACAAAGUUAGACACAAUGGAUCCGACUAGCUUAUAAAAGUUGGAGAUGUAGGAUUUAAGGUUGUCUUGACCAACAAUGGUGCCCUCAUCUUGUUCAAGCUGAACAAUUUUUCUUCUUUUUAUGCUUCCCGUUUGUAAUUAAAUGGAAAAACUGGGUGUUACUAUCACCUUCCCGCAUGUCCCUCACUUUGGUACUUUGACUCAGGUACUCCAGUGGGUUGGCUAAACUUGUUUCUUUACUUUAUUACAUGCCUACAUAACAAUUUUGAUGCCACCCCAGUAGAAGAGUUUUAUGUUUGUGGACAACAUAGUAUACCAUUUAUUUUCCAACAGCUGUGAUUCUGAGAUCUUGUGCCGCCAAAUGACUACUGAAAACACUUGAACUAUUAGAGAAUAGAAGGAUACCAAAACUUUCAACAUGUUUGCGUUGAUGAUUGCCGGUGCCGAGAUUAUUAGUGCAUCCAGCUCUGUCAGCCAGUUUUAUGUGAUAAUCAGUAAACACAAAGCAGCAAGUUACUGUAUUUACUUCAGUACAUAAUUUUGUGACGAAAAGGAGGGCUGGAGCAAGUCAUGAACAUCGGGCAGCUUUAAUUGCAGAUGGGAGGGCAAGAGAAAGGGGGGGAAUUCAUUACGGUCUCACCUUCCAUGAAAAAAGGUAAAACGCUGCUUUUGAUAAGGUAAAAAAAGAGUGGAAGAGACGAAUUGUCUAGUGGAGGCCCAUGUGGUAAACUUUAAUUAACCCCAUGCACAUGGCCACCCUCUUGUUUCACGCAACCCAACCCUGCUUUACUUGUUGCCAUCCUAUAGAACCAUGGAUGGACCACGCCUUAAAUAUUUCUGUCAAGCAGCGCUUAACAACUCUCUGACCAUGAUGCCAAGCCAACAGUUACCUCUAAUGACUUAACCUACAGCUUCACAAGAGGACAUGGGGUGUGCACUGCAGCACCGGUAACAGUUCACCAGAAAGUUUCAGUUUUCUAAGCAUUAAUUAACUGUUGCAGUUACCUUUACGUCCAUCAGUUUCAGAUUAAAUAUUUGCGGCAUACGCGUUCUACAUGGUUUGUUAUUGAAAAGGAAGCAGCAGCAAUUCCUUGUUCCAUGCUGUGCCUCAUCAUGGCUUCUUUCUUCUUUAGCAUCGCUGCAUCAUUUGGGCCACUAAAGCCCUUCUUGCCCUUGUGAUUGUGAGCAAGUUCUUGAUGCUUCCCAGAUCCCAAAUGGCCAUACAACUCACGCUUCUACUCAUUUCGUGUAGCCUUUACAGUAUGUAUUCCUCUUCUUCUUUCUCCACGUCCUCCUCUCUUGCAUUGCUGGUGCUGGUUAUCUCCACCUGCCUCUCCUUGCUCUUCUCAAACCUCAGACAACUGGUGAGAACCAGCAGCCACAAAGCUUCCAUGGAGGUGGUUGCUCAUCAGGAGAAGAGCACUGUGCCACAAGAUGAGGUGUCCGAGGAUGCGCUGGAGGAUUCGGCUGGAAGCCUGUCGGGGUCUUCAGAUUGCCAGGUCAGCGAAGAGGGGACUGAUGAAGUCUCGGUGUCUGAUGACGACGACGAUGAGAGUCUUAUUGAGAUCUCCCUUGUUGAUGGGUACUAUGUGGGGCAAGAGGAGCAAUGUCUCUGGAAGAAGGAGCAAGACCUCCUCGCCGACUUCCUGCCGGAGUUCGCUCUUGACAGGAGGGACUUCAUAGACAUCUUGUCGGAGAUCAGUGAGGAGGAAAACAUGAUUGAGAUUGACAUUGCAAGGGGCUCCAUCAAGUGCGCAAACUUCAGCAUCAAAGCAUGAGCUUUGCAGAGGUUUGGUCUAUGAAUUGCUCCGGAGCUUUCGUCAGGGCAAGGGAGUAGUAGUAGGUUGUACUACUGGAAUACAUGUGGUUUAUUGCCUUGCCUUUUUUUCACAAAGAGCUCAGUUUUCAUUAGUGAUUCUUCAGUGGAAGCCUUGCUGCAUCUCUUUUCUUGUGCUUUCUGAAUGUUACUAGAGAAGGAAUAAAGCGCGUGCACAUAUUUGGCUCGAAGAGAUUUAAGGAAAUCAUAUGUGUUUGCUUGGCCCUUCUUUUCAUACCUAGUGUUUUAGACUUGAGUAGAUGCUAAUAGUUAUGUCAGGGCUAGCUAUAUCAAUCUCAAGGUGGGGUAUACUUAAGUUACUUUAUACAGGUUAGUGCACUAAUACAGAACUGCAUUGCAAUUAAAAAACUGAAUAUGAUUUGUAAGCUACUUGAUGUGGUUUUAGAAAUUAAGCUCAACCUUUUGUCAUUCUCAAUGAAAAACUGGACAUUCAUCCAAUCAAAGGUAGCGGCAUAUGGUUCAACAAUGUAGAAUAAUCGGUCUUUUAGUUUGUGCAGCUGGGUGCUUUUAGCGCUGAUGUUUGAUAUGGAAAAAGGUUAUGAGAUCUUAAUGAUUUGCACAGUAGCUUCUAGUGCUGUCCAUAACAAAUGUAGUUUUGGG